This is a messenger RNA of Geosmithia morbida, 2340 nucleotides long. RefSeq lists its product as uncharacterized. The transcript is spliced from 4 exons. Bases 1 to 2340 code for a protein of 779 amino acids. NCBI's taxonomy places the organism in Eukaryota, Fungi, Ascomycota, Sordariomycetes, Hypocreales, Bionectriaceae. The record is from RefSeq and is a predicted model, not a curated record.
AUGUCUGCGCCUCCGCCCCAGAGGCGCGUCGUCCUCUCGACACCCCCCGACGAGCGUCGACCCCUUCUCAACAGACUCUACACCGACCACGGCGAGAAUGGCGACCCGAUCUACAGCUGCCAGCCGGACCCCCACAGUCACCUGCCCGUGUACACGACGAUCCACCGAGUGCGGCGUGACAUCAUCAGCGUGGUGGAGGACUACCUCAGCCUGAAGCAGCUGACGGACGUGAGGAUCAACGUGACGGUCGUGCGGCCGCUGGUGGACAAGUUCUACGAGCUCGACGACAUCUCGAUAGUCUACUGCCUGCUCGUCAACCGGGCCCAGUUCCUCGACGAGCAGGCCCACCUGACGAACCGGCAGAACGUCAACUGGUCGCGGGCCACGAUAUGCGAGCUCAUCGCCACCCGCAUCCUCCGGCGCUUCAACGAGGACCACGAGGGUCCCGAGGGCCUCCUGCUGCUGGCGCACAUCCUCAUCGCCAGCUUCGAGCCCUUCCAGAACGCCCCGGCCGAUAUCCUGCGGGCGGUCGAGGGCAAGACGUCGUGGUCGUACAAGCGCACCCUGCCCUCCCUCGAGGUCGCCAUCCUGACCGAGAGCAAGCACUUCCUCAGCUCCACGUCGUGCCAGAAGGUCGUCUCGGCCAUCUACCACGGCCACAUAAUAUACACGCCCUCCACCAUCUGGGACAUCAUCCCCGACCACUACAAGCUCAAGCCCAUCACCCUGUACGAGCCGCGCGACUCUCCCCUGCUCAACCAGUACAGGCUCAUCGUGCCGCGGAACAGGAACGUCCUCGAGGCCAUCCAGUUUGCCGUCCUGCUGGCCCUGUAUGUCGGCGUCAUGAUUUCCAGGCACAAGGCUGAUCUGGGCUGGUGGGAGGCCAUGUUUAUCAUCUACGCCUUCGGAUGGGGUCUUGAUCAGUUCGCUACUAUCCUCGCUCACGGAUGGUUUGUCGGCCCGUCAAUCCGUCUUGUUCCGUCACGGAAUGCGAACGUCUAUUCGCAGAACCUGUGGUCCUUUCUCGAUGUCGCCUUCAUCAUCAUAUAUUCCGUGUACCUCGUCGCUCGGCUAUACGGCUGGCUCGGCGACGACUGGCACAUGGCCGAACAGUCGCUCGACGUCUUGGCUUUGGGUGCGCCUGUCGUCGUGCCCCGCUUGGCCUUCACCAUACUGUCUGACAACCUCAUCUUUCUGUCGCUGCGGUCCAUGAUGUCCGACUUCUUCGCCUUGACGGCCCUGACGGCCUGGUGCUUCUUCGGCUUCCUGCUCUCUCUGCUCUGGCUCGGAGAGGGGGCGCAUCCGACAAUCUCCAAGUGGAUGAUUUACAUCUGGUUUGGCUUGGACGGCGUCGGCAUCCAUCGUUCGGCGGAAUUCCACCCGGUUCUCGGACCGGGCAUCAUGGUCACCUUCGCCUUCCUCGGCAACACGCUCUUCCUGACCAUCCUGGUGUCGAUGCUGUCCAACACUUUCAGCACCAUCUCGUCCAACGCAGUGGCCGAGAUGCAGUUCCGCCACGCCGUCCUGACCCUCGAGGGCGUCAAGGCCGACGCCGUCUUCGCCUACCCGCCGCCCUUCAAUAUCCUGGCCGUCUUCGUCUUCCUGCCACUCAAGUUUGUCGUCAGCCCGCGCUGGUUCCACAAGAUCCACGUCGCCACCGUCAAGGUGGUCAAUUUCCCCGUCCUGCUGCUCAUCGCCGUCGCCGAACGCCGCCUCCUGUGGCCCCAGGGGAUGAAGGUGGCCGUAUCGCCCAAGGCCUUCUUCCAGCGGUGGAACUUGUCGGCGCAGAACAGCCUGCGCGCCGUCUUUGAGCUGCCCCCUCCCGAUGAUGUGGCUGACGAUAUCGCGGUGGAUGACGAGAUGACGCGCCACCUGAUCCGAAGGCAGUUUAUGCACAGGAGCACCGAUCCCGGCACGGAGUCUGCCGCUACAAGGAAUGCUGACGCCAAGGCCAAAGCCAAGGCCGAGGCCAACGCCAGUACCAACGUCAGUGCCAGUGCCAGUGCCAGCGCCAGUGCCAGCGGUACCGCCUCCCCCCAUCCGGAUCCCAAGAAGAAACUCUCUAGGCGCGACUCUACCUUCCCGGGGAUCAGGCAGAGACUGCGUGGCUCCUUCUCCGAGACGGAGGACUACGAGAAUCUGUCCGAUAGGCUGAACGCCAUGAAGAAGUCCAUGGCCAGGAUGGAGGCCCUCAUGGCAAAACUCGUGUCGUCGCGGGAAGGAGACGGCAUCAGCGUCGAGGCUGCCGGGGAAGAUGAGAGGAAGGAAGAAGAUACGGCGGUGGGGAGCAUGGAAGAGUCUGGAUUCGCGGUGGAAUCGUCAUUCAGAGGGCAGGAGUAA